Molecule: messenger RNA, 1438 nt
Organism: Aspergillus pseudotamarii
Lineage: Eukaryota; Fungi; Ascomycota; Eurotiomycetes; Eurotiales; Aspergillaceae
Exons: 1
Coding region: 93-1235 (380 amino acids)
Biological process (GO): mitotic sister chromatid cohesion
Cellular component (GO): NatA complex
Source: RefSeq, a predicted model, not a curated record
GACUUUUUUUAUGAUUCACAGAAGUGGUCAACGUGCUGAAAGAACUGGGCAUUUCACAGCAUAGCGCGUACCUGCACACCUCUUCAUUUACCAUGGCAUACCAGUUCUUCGCAAAGGCGCAUCAGUCGAAAGCGCCGACUUCUCCACCACUCUCCCCUCCAUCCUCCUCUUCCUCCAGCAACAGACACCCCAAACCUCCUAUACACCCUCCAUCGCUGGUUCUCCCUCAUUCUGCGACCUCUACCAGCAUCGCAGAAAGGGUCAAACCACCAACAGGCAAAGACUCGUCUUUCCACCCCCCCGCAUACCCCCAUCCCAUCGCACCCACUUACAAAACCCCGCACCCUCAUGUUACCAUCGAAUCUGUGAGCACCGCUCACAUACCCUCUCUAAUCCGGAUCACGGGCUUGCUUCUCCCAAUACGCUACCCAAACUCCUUCUACACAGCGACCAUCACAGACCCCGUGAUCGCGUCGGUGUCACGCGUGGCCAUUUAUCAUGAUCACCCGGGGGCCGCGGCGCCAGCCUCCACUUCAUACGCUCCCACAUCCGCGUCCCCGCUAGGAACAAGCACGGGGACAGACAAAGUGAUCGGAGGAAUCAGGUGUCGCUUAGAGCGGCUCCCUCCAACCACUGCCGAACUUCUCCAGACCCAGUCGAAGCCCGGUUCGCAGGAGCCGACAAAUCUCUACAUCCAGACCCUGCAUCUGCUUUCCCCAUAUCGGGGCUGCGGUGUUGCGGCUUCGCUUCUUAACUCAUUGCUCUUCUCUUCUGCCCCUUCAUCUUUGUCUUCUAGCUCGCGGUCUACUUACCAGGUCUCGGAAUUAGUGAAACACUACAACGUGCGCACUGUCACGGCACAUGUGCAUGAAGCCAAUGAAGAAGGUCUAAAAUGGUACAUCGCGCGCGGCUUCCAGGUGGAGGAGGGCGUGGUUGAGAAUUACUAUCGGCGGUUGAAGCCGUCCGGGGCAAGAAUUGUCAAGCUCGUUCUGCAGUGGAAUGACGAUGCCAGUGACGAGGCUGCGAAAGUUGAUGGGACCCCUGCGUCUAGCCAGUCGGCGGAAGACAACCGGAAGAGCCCGGAAGAGGAUGACGACUGGGAAAAGGUCGAAGCGGAAGAUGGAGAAGACAAUGAGGAUCACGGCGUACAACCGUUCACAGACUCUAAGAUCCUUGAGGUUGAUGAUGGUGUGAACAGGAAACGGAAGGCCGACGACGAGCCUCAGCGAGCAUGAUCCUACCUUCCACUUGUUUAUUGGCGGUGUUGAAUGGAGUUCGCUUGUCUAUUUGUUCUUCUCUCUGCUCACCUAUUUAGGAUACCCUUCAACUGCUGCGUCUAAGAGAUGUACAGAUCUUUCGUUCAGGUUGUUUGUCUGCUUAGAAUUGUAUACACUGCAUAUGUUUCGCUCUUAGAAUUGAUUAUCAAGAGACAUAGAGU